Molecule: messenger RNA, 2070 nt
Organism: Uranotaenia lowii
Lineage: Eukaryota; Metazoa; Arthropoda; Insecta; Diptera; Culicidae
Product: zinc finger protein ZFP2-like
Exons: 4
Biological process (GO): regulation of transcription by RNA polymerase II
Cellular component (GO): nucleus
Molecular function (GO): DNA-binding transcription activator activity, RNA polymerase II-specific; RNA polymerase II cis-regulatory region sequence-specific DNA binding
Source: RefSeq, a predicted model, not a curated record
CAAAAAAAAAUCCUCAUAUUUUAGAUUUUGAAUUUCACCCAAUCGAUGAGGUUAAAACCGAACCUCCGGAUGAUUAUGAAGCCUUCGACAUAAGUUCCAGCAAACCGGAACCAGCAGAGUCCGCACCGGAAUAUAAAUCAGAACCAUCUACUUCUUCGGGAACAAGAUUGAAAAGCACAACUUCGGAUAUAUAUAAAAAAGAGCAAUCAGGUUCCGCAUCCGAACCCGACGGGUAUGAUUCCGGUGGCCCUAACUUCCAAGACGAUGGAGGUGGAAGCGAUUUCGAAAAUGAUUAUGAUGAUGAUGAUGAUGAUGAUUACGUGAUAAAGCCGGACAAAACAGAACCUAUCAUUGAAACGCAGAAAGUUCCCAAACGUCGCGGUAGGCCACCGAAAAACGCUGUAAAGCCAUAUCCUGAAGAUUCAGAAACAUCUAUUGUAAAAAAACGAAAAUACAGAAAGAGAAAAAUUAAAUCGGAUUCAGAGGAUGAUGAUUCUGAUGACGAAGUUACUCCAAGAAAAAGUACUGGAAGACGCUCGAGAGACGAACGGCUGUUUGCUCACAUCACAGAAUUCGUUUGUUAUCUGUGUCCGGAACGAGUAGAGUUUGAUAGGUUCCACCAUGCCAAUUUACAUUAUAAAGAACUGCACAAAGAGCCAGCUUAUCUGAAAUGUGCUAAAUGCGAUCGGAAAUGCUAUACCCCUGGUGGAUUUAUCAAUCAUAUGGAAACUCAUGAAGAUCCCGAGAAAAAUAAGUGCAACAUUUGUGGGAAAGUUACAGAUCAAAAGAUAUCCUUAAGAAAGCAUAUGCGAGCUCAUCAGAUUGAAACAGAUCGCGAAAAACCGUUCGGUUGUAGUCAGUGUCCAAGAAGAUUUGAUAUAGAGAAAAAGCGAGAUAAGCACGAACGAUUACACGGUCGGAAAAUCGUAUUUAAGAGAGAAAAGGGUCGUGACGAAGAGCUGAUUGCCUUUUAUAAGAAAAUUUUCUGCGACCUUUGCGGUAAUGAUGAAAUCACUUAUGAAAACUUUUGGGAUCUUAAGUGCCACAUGACUAAAGAACACAACAAAACACCGUAUUUGAAGUGUCCUUUGUGUUCGAAGAAAAAUGUUUGCCGUCAGCAACUAAUUGUUCACAUUGAUGUGCACGAGAAUCCGGAUAAAUAUAAGUGUGAUAUAUGUGGAGAGGUUAAUCAAUUUCUUGAAAGGCAUAAAUUUAAAGUGCAUGGUAAUAACGUUGAGAAAUCAGAUGAAAAGACAUUUGGUUGCGAACACUGCGGCAAAAUGUUUCGUUGUGAAUCCAAUCUCAAAAAUCAUAUUGAACGAGUGCAUGCUAUCAAAGAUGAAGUGUGCGAUAUUUGCAAUAAACCUUUCAGCAAAAAAGCACUGGGAGCUCACAAAAGAACAGCUCAUAGUGAAGAGAUGUUUAUGUGCGAACAGUGUCCUAAAAUGUUUAAAACAAGAAGCGGUCUCGAUUCGCACAAAAGUGAACAUGAUGAAGAGCUCCGCAAACCAGUUCGCUGUACAAUUUGCAACAAGGAAAUGCGCCGUGGUGCCAGCCUUAUCAAGCACAUGAAGGUGAUACACUCGGAUGAUGGGCCAGUGAAUUGCAAUAUGUGUGGCAAACAGUUCCGUACUAAAUUCCACAUGGUUCGCCACAGGACCAAUACCUGCUCGGCCACCAUCGAUUCACGGCCGUUUAAGUGUGAAGUCUGUGGCAAGGGAUUCUCAAUGCGUCUUACCAUGACCGAGCACAUGACUACGCACACUCGGACCAGUCUGUAUCAAUGUGGAUUCUGCUUCAAAACCUUUGGUUAUAUAUCCAACCUAUAUAAACAUCGCAAAAAAGCCCAUCCAGAGGAAUGGCAAGAGGUUCAGAACAGGCCCGAUCAGGGCAUAGCAACAGUCAUUGAGAUGAGGAAUUAAUUCAAAACUUCAUCCUUUGACAAACUAUCACUGGUACCAGUGUUGUGUUUUAAUUCCUCAAAUGUAGUAGAAAAUAUGCUAAUUGCUAACAAUAAAUAUUAUUUUAUUAUGAAUUUCCAAUAAGGCAGAGCUGAUAAUAACACAUUGA